UUUAGAUGUCUCACACAGCCACCAGUGCCUUCUGCCGCUCCAUCAAGCUGCAGUGUGAGCUUUACCCGUCCAGAGAGGUCGCCAUCUGCCUGGACCCGUACUGCGGCCUGGGCUUCGUCCUCUGGUGCCUUUGCAGUGUGUACUCAGGUCACCAGUCCAUCUUGAUUCCUCCGUCCGAGCUGGAGGUGAACCCGGCUCUCUGGCUGUCAGCCGUCAGUCAGUACAAAGUCCGUGACACCUUCUGCUCCUACAGCGUCAUGGAGCUCUGCACCAAAGGCCUCGGCCUGCAGACCGACUUACUGAAGUCUCGAGGGUUGGACUUGUCUCGGGUGAGGACCUGUGUGGUUGUAGCAGAGGAGCGUCCAAGGACAGCCCUGACACAGUCCUUCUCCAAACUCUUCAAGGACCUGGGACUCCACCCUCGAGCCGUCAGCACCUCCUUUGGAUGCCGGGUCAACCUGGCGAUCUGCCUGCAGCCUCACAGGCUGGGAAAGCUUGCUGACCAGGGCACCUCAGGACCCGACCCCACGACUGUGUUUGUUGAUAUGAGAGCGCUACGGCACGACAGGGUCAGACUAGUAGAGAGGGGGUCACCACACAGCCUGCCUCUGAUGGAGUCUGGGAAGAUCCUGCCCGGGGUCCGAAUCAUCAUCGCCAACCCAGAGACAAAGGGACCAAUGGGAGAGUCGCAUCUGGGCGAGAUCUGGGUGCACAGCGGCCACAACGCCAGCGGUUACUUCACCGUCUACGGAGAUGAGGCGCUGCAGUCGGACCAUUUCAACUCCAGACUCAGCUUCGGAGACACGCAAACGGUCUGGGCUCGAACUGGAUACCUGGGCUUCCUCCGCAGGACCGAACUGACCGAUGCCAGCGGAG
Molecule: messenger RNA, 876 nt
Organism: Epinephelus moara (kelp grouper)
Lineage: Eukaryota; Metazoa; Chordata; Actinopteri; Perciformes; Serranidae
Product: disco-interacting protein 2 homolog C-like
Exons: 8
Source: RefSeq, a predicted model, not a curated record